This is a messenger RNA of Scaptodrosophila lebanonensis, 1488 nucleotides long. RefSeq names its product ubiquitin fusion degradation protein 1 homolog (gene Ufd1-like). Gene Ontology annotation, molecular function: polyubiquitin modification-dependent protein binding. NCBI's taxonomy places the organism in Eukaryota, Metazoa, Arthropoda, Insecta, Diptera, Drosophilidae. The transcript has 4 exons. Gene Ontology annotation, cellular component: VCP-NPL4-UFD1 AAA ATPase complex. The coding region runs from base 477 to 1415 and encodes 312 amino acids. The record is from RefSeq and is a predicted model, not a curated record.
UACAUACAUACAUAUGUAUGUCCAUAUGUAUGUAACAGGCAGAGGGAAUUAGCAUGACGAUGCAAAUGGAACCGCCCGCCUGUCCGUACAUCAGGAUGAACGCCUGGAUGUCGGAAAAUGUUGAGGCUACAUUAACCAAAUUCGAAUACCAAAUACUUUGCCGAUUCAACAAACGGACACAUAGAUCUUCAAAUCAAAGAGAUCCGUAAUUGGAACUUACCUGCAAAGAUAAAAAAGAAACAACAAAUUUAAAUAGUAUACUUUCGAAGCAAGUACAGUAAAGCACUGUUGGAAACAAGCGAAGAAUCUUAUCGAUGUGGCAGCAUAGGCAAUCAGCUGAAGUGACAUUACAGAAAAACAAAGUAUUGCAAAUUUGAGUUCCAACAACAGUUUAUAAUACUCUUCCAAAUUAUCGUUUGAUCAGGACUUCAUAUCAUAUUAACUCAAUUUUACAAAGCCAAACAAAUAAGUGGGCCAUGUUUCACUUUAGCGGCUUUAAUAUGAUGUUCCCCGACGGUGGACGCAGUUUCCACGCAACAUACAAAUGCUUCUCAGUGUCUAUGCUGCCUGGCAACGAACGCUCCGAUGUUGAGAAAGGUGGCAAAAUCAUUAUGCCGCCUUCGGCACUGGACGCGCUUACACGGCUGAAUGUCGAAUACCCUAUGCUCUUUAAGCUUACAAAUAACAAAAAAUCAAGGGCUUCCCACGCUGGUGUGCUGGAAUUCGUGGCCGAUGAGGGCAAGUGCUAUCUACCGUACUGGAUGAUGGAUAAUCUGUUGCUAGAGGAGGGUGACAUAAUCAGCAUUGAAAGCGUCUCACUACCUGUGGCUACCUUUUCUAAAUUUCAACCACAUAGUACUGACUUUCUGGACAUAACUAACCCUAAAGCAGUCCUAGAAAAUGCGCUGCGUAAUUUCGCCUGUUUGACGAAAGGCGACGUUAUAGCCAUAAAAUACAACAAGAAAGUCUAUGAACUUUGCGUGCUAGAGACAAGGCCGGGUAAUGCCGUAAGCAUAAUUGAAUGUGACAUGAAUGUGGAGUUUGAGGCACCUGUAGGCUACAAGGAUCACCAUGAAGCUCAACCUGAGGCUCAAAUGGAUCAAGGAGCAAGUGGCAGUGAUGCGGCGGCUGGUGGUGCUGUCAUGGAGGAGGUGGUGGAGACCUUUAAGGGCUCCGGUGUACGCCUAGAUGGCAAGAAGAAGAAGGAGAACCAGAUGGAGAUGCCAGUAAUGAAGAAGGUGCUACCACGUGGCGUGCCAGACUACGAAUUUCAGUUUGGCGUCAUCAGAUUUGAUCGUAGCAUAAAGCCCAUAAGCGACCGAGUUAAUGAACAGACGGCCGAUGACGCCGAAGCAGGCUCUGAUGCUGGAAGCUUCCACGGCACUGGUUUCUCAAUGAAGAAGUCCCGCAAAUAGUUAUCUUCAGGUUUUUUAAUUAUUCACAUAUAAGUAAACAACAUUGCGUAGAAUUAGAGCUCACAAAUUUAGA